This is a messenger RNA of Vicugna pacos (alpaca), 1972 nucleotides long. The record is from RefSeq and is a predicted model, not a curated record. Lineage: Eukaryota; Metazoa; Chordata; Mammalia; Artiodactyla; Camelidae.
CCUGCUGACGCCUCGUGUACUUUGUCCCGGCAGCUCCUUCAGUGGCAGAGUGUUCCGAGCCACCUUCCUGAUGCUGGCUGUGUCCCUGCUGGCCCCCCUGCUUGUAGCCGUGAUGCUGCUGGACUCCCCCAUAGACCCACAGCCCCUCAGCUUCAAAGAACCCCCUCUCUUGCUCGGUGUUCUGCAAGCAAACACAAGGUUGCGACAGGCGGAACGGCUGUUUGAAAACCAGCUUGUUGGGCCGGAGUCUAUAGCAAAUAUCGGGGAUGUGAUGUUCACUGGCACAGCAGAUGGCCGGGUUGUAAAGCUGGACCGCGGUGACGUAGAGACCAUCGCCCGAUUUGGCUCAGGCCCAUGCAAAACCCGAGGCGACGAGCCUGCGUGUGGGAGGCCCCUGGGCGUCCGGGCCGGGCCCAACGGGACCCUUUUUGUGGCCGAUGCUUACAAAGGGCUGUUUGAAGUGGACCCCAGGAAGCGGGAAGUAAAACAGCUGCUGUCCUCUGAGACCCCCAUCGAGGGCAGGAGGCUGUCCUUCGUGAACGAUCUUACAGUCACGCGGGACGGGAGGAAGAUUUAUUUUACUGAUUCUAGCAGCAGGUGGCAGAGACGAGAUUACCUGCUUCUGCUUAUGGAGGGGACGGAUGACGGACGCCUGCUGGAGUACGACACCAAGACCAGGGAGGUGACGGUUUUGCUGGACCGCCUGCGGUUCCCCAACGGAGUGCAGCUUUCUCCUGAGGAGGACUUUGUCCUGGUGGCAGAGACGACCAUGGCGAGGAUCAGGAGGUUCUACGUGUCCGGCCUGAUGAAGGGAGGGGCUGACCUGUUCGUGGAGAAUUUGCCUGGAUUCCCAGACAACAUCCGGGCCAGCAGCUCCGGGGGGUACUGGGUCGCCAUGGCAGCCGUUCGCUCCAACCCUGGCUUUUCCAUGUUGGAUUUCUUGUCUGAGAGACCCUAUCUUAAAAGAUUGAUUUUUAAGCUGCUGGGUCAGGAGACGGUGAUGAAGCUCGUGCCGCGGUACAGCCUGGUCCUGGAGCUCAGUGACAGCGGGGCCUUCCGGAGGAGCCUGCACGACCCCGAUGGCCAGGUGGCCCCCUACGUGAGCGAGGCGCACGAGCAUGGCGGGCACCUGUACCUGGGCUCCUUCAGGUCCCCCUUCCUCUGCCGGCUCCGCCUCCCUGCCUUGUAGGCCCUGCCCCGCCCACCCGCCCUGCCGGCCCUGAAAGUAUGGUGCCGCUGCGGGGCACCCUCCCUGGGCUCCGCCCCGAGACUGAGGGAAGGUGGUGUCUGCCUUGGGGAUGAUGAGUCCCCGUAAAGCUGCUUUCUCUGAAAAGCUCUCCUGGGUGCAGCGGUUCCCUAGACACGGGCCUCCGGUCCAGGGACAGGGCGGUGGGUGAGCCGUCCAGGAUCUUGUUUCGCUGCAGGCUCUGUGCUGCCAGCCUUGGUGUCUUUACUGUUAACCGGUGACGCCUGUCUUGGGGGUGGGGCCGGGCGGGCGGGGGGAGCUCAGAGCAAACGUGUGUCAGGCUGUGGCCGGGCCAACAAAGACGUCACAACCCUGUUCUCCAGGGUCAGUAGGACACGGCCUCGGCCCCAGGGUCCCUCCCGUAGCUCCCACUCUCCUGCCCCACUCGGCCCCCUCCCUGCCUGAGUCCCCUGGCCCUUGAAGGCAAGGAGCUGAGUGCAGGCAGAGGAGCCGCAUGUUGAUUCCAGCAGCUCAGGGGACCCCCCUUCCCUGGGGCCGGCCACCGGAUGGAAGGAUGGGGAUUGAAGGUGGGGCCGGGGGAGGGGGGUCCUGUUCACACACCUGGCUCUGCACCGCCAGCCCCGAUGUGAAGAGCGCACGUGGGGAUGUCGCAUCCGCUCCACGACACAGGCCUGGUGCUGCUGUGUAUACUGACGGGGCAUCUGCUCGGGCCCAGGUGUUGCAGGCCCGAGGUUAUGAUAAUUAAACGGACUUCUCCCCGAUGGC